Messenger RNA from Ilex paraguariensis (yerba mate), 2065 nucleotides. The record is from the annotation of a GenBank genome assembly. Lineage: Eukaryota; Viridiplantae; Streptophyta; Magnoliopsida; Aquifoliales; Aquifoliaceae.
CCUUCACCUUCACCUUCACCUUCACCUUCACCUUCACCUUCACCUUCACUGCACCCUCUAGUCUUUCCAUGGAAGCCCAAGAUUCUACUCAAGACAACACGGUCGAUCUUCGCGGACACCCAGUGCUAGCCUCUAAAACUGGCAAAUGGAAGGCCUGUUCCUUUCUUGUUGGCUAUGAAGCAUUUGAGAGAAUGGCUUUCUAUGGAAUAGCUUCCAAUCUAGUGGUUUACUUAACCACCCAACUUCACGAGGACACUGUUUCAUCUGUGAGGAAUGUCAACAACUGGUCAGGAGCAGUGUGGAUGACGCCAAUCUUUGGUGCCUAUAUAGCUGAUUCUUACAUCGGACGGUUCUGGACUUUCACAGUUUCAUCUCUCAUUUACGUCAUGGGUAUGGUGCUCCUGACAGUGGCAGUUUCACUCAAAUUUAUGAAGCCAACUUGUGCAAAUGGAGUCUGCAACAAGGCCUCUACUUCACGUAUAGGAUUUUUCUACACAGCUCUGUACAUCAUAGCUGUUGGGGCUGGUGGAACAAAACCCAAUAUAUCCACUUUUGGUGCAGACCAGUUUGACGAUUUUAAUCCCCAUGAAAAGCAGCUUAAGGUCUCUUUCUUUAACUGGUGGAUGUUCAGCUCUUUCAUAGGUGCCUUGCUUGCCACACUUGGCCUUGUGUACAUUCAAGAGAACCUGGGGUGGGGGUUAGGGUAUGGUAUCCCAACAGUUGGUCUUCUAGUGUCUUUAUUCAUCUUCUUUAUCGGAACUCCGGUGUACCGGCACAAAGUUAGGAAGACAAGGAGUCCUACCGGUGAACUGAUACAAGUUGCCGUCAAUGCAUUCGCCAAUCGGAAGCUUGAGCUGCCUUCUGAUCCAUCUGAGCUUCACGAGUUUGAGCUGCAACAUUACAUAAAUAGUAGAAAACGCCAGGUCCAUCACACUCCUAGUUUCAGGUUCUUGGACAAAGCUGCAGUGAAAGAAGGAAACACAAGGGGCUCCAGGACUCCAUGCACAGUGACUCAAGUGGAAGGAGCCAAGCUUGUUUUAGGGAUGGCCAUGAUAUGGCUUGUUGCAUUAGUCCCCAACACCAUCUGGGCACAAAUCAACACUCUCUUUGUCAAACAAGGCACCACCUUGGAUCGAAACCUUGGUUCAAGCUUCCAAAUUCCAGCAGCAUCACUAGGGAGCUUUGUAACACUCUCCAUGCUACUGGCUGUACCCUUGUACGAUCGCUACUUCGUGCCAUUCAUGCGUAGGAAAACCCAAAAUCCUAGAGGAAUCACACUGCUUCGAAGGCUAGGAAUUGGAUUUGCGAUCCAAAUCCUAGCCAUUGCAAUUGCUUAUGCUGUGGAAGUCAGAAGAAUGCAUGUCAUAAGAAUGCAUGAACCAAUAGGACCUAAAGAAAUUAUCCCCAUGACCAUAUUUUGGUUAUUGCCUCAGUAUGUUUUGUUAGGCGUUGCUGAUGUGUUUAAUGCCAUUGGAUUGCUGGAAUUCUUCUAUGAUCAGUCCCCAGAAGACAUGCAAAGCCUCGGGACAACGUUUUUCACCAGCGGGAUUGGGGUUGGGAACUUCUUGAAUAGCUUUCUGGUGACAAUGGUGGAUAAAAUCACAGGGAGGAAUGGAGGUAAGAGCUGGAUUGGGAAGAACUUGAAUGAUUCUCACUUGGAUUACUAUUAUGGGUUCCUUAUGGCCAUUUCUAUUCUGAAUUUUGGAGCCUUUUUGUGGGCAUCAAGCAAAUAUGUUUACAAAAGGGAAUGCAUGCAAGUGAAGGAAGGGUGUGUACAACUGGAAGGCAAACCAUUAGACACAACUCCUUUAGGGUUGCAAGUGUGAAUUAACUUGAUGGUCCUACAACUUAUUAGCAUGUGGUAACUUGCAUUAUUAAGUGAAAUAUUUGGUGGCUUUAGUGGCCUUUUUUUUUGGUAUUUUAAGGUACUUAUAUUUUUUAAGAACUCUUUUAAAUAUGGUGGCCCUACCAAUACCAUCAAUUCACUUUUGCUUAUUUUCUAGUGAUGGAAAACUUUUUAAUCAUGUUUUUUCGGAACUAAUGAUUACAAUUCUCUCGAAUACAC